GACGGGGCGGACGGCGUCGGGGUCGCGGCGCCUGCAGCUGUUCGAGGGCGGCUUCCCGGCGGAGGCUCAGUCGGCUCCUCUCUCCCGAGUCUGUGGCGGCGGCGGCUCCUGCGCUCUCCUCCCUCCCGCGUCUCCGGCUGCAGGUGAAAGGAAAGCCAGCCAGGAUGGAUAUUUACGACACUCAGACCUUGGGGGUUGUGGUCUUUGGCGGGUUCAUGGUGGUUUCCGCCAUCGGCAUCUUCCUGGUGUCCACCUUCUCCAUGAAGGAGACGUCAUAUGAAGAAGCCCUCGCCAACCAGCGCAAAGAGAUGGCGAAAACUCACCACCAGAAAGUAGAGAAGAAAAAGAAAGAGAAGACAGUGGAAAAGAAAGGAAAGACCAAGAAAAAGGAAGAGAAACCCAAUGGGAAGAUCCCGGACCAUGAACUGGGCCCCAACGUGACCAUUCUCCUCAAAGACCCAGUGCGGGCACCUGCUAUGGCUGUGGCCCCAACCCCAGUCCAGUCCCCUGUGGUCAUUGCUCCUGUAGCCACCGUAACAGCCAUGCCCCAAGAGAAGCCAGCCUCCUCCCCUAAGGACAAAAAGAAGAAGGAGAAAAAAGUAGCAAAGGUGGAACCAGCAGUCAGUUCUGUAGUGAAUUCCGUCCAGGUUCUCACCUCCAAGGCUGCCAUCUUGGAAGCCGCUCCUAAGGAGGUGCCUAUGGUUGUUGUGCCCCCUGUGGGUGCCAAGGCCAGUGCCCCAGGCACUGGCACUGCCCAGGGCAAGAAGGCAGAGGGUGCCCAGAGCCAGGGCAAAAAGGGGGAGGGAACCCCAAACCAAGGGAAAAAGGGGGAUGGAGCUCAGAACCAGGGCAAGAAAGGGGAGGGGGCCCCAAACCAGGGCAAGAAGGGGGAAGGGGCCCAAAACCAAGGUAAGAAGGGGGAGGGAACCCCAAACCAGGGUAAGAAGGGGGAGGGUGCCCCAAACCAGAGCAAGAAGGGGGAGGGAACCCCAAACCAGGGCAAGAAGACUGAGGGGUCCCCAAACCAGGGCAAGAAGGCAGAAGGGUCCCCAAACCAGGGUAAGAUGGCAGAAGGAACACUAACCCAGGGUAAAAAGGCUGAGGGGGCCCCAAAUCAAGGCAAGAAGGCAGAGGGGGCCCAGAACCAGAGUAAGAAGGGAGAAGGGGCCCAGAACCAGGGUAAGAAGACAGAGGGGGCCCAGAACCAGGGUAAGAAGGGAGAGGGGGCCCAGAACCAGGGUAAGAAGGGAGAGGGGGCCCAGAACCAGGGUAAGAAGGGGGAGGGGGCCCAGAACCAGGGUAAGAACGCAGAGGGGGCCCAGAACCAGGGUAAGAAGGCAGAGGGGCCCCAGAACCAGGGUAAGAAGGGAGAAGGAGCCCAGAACCAAGGUAAGAAGGGGGAGGGGGCCCAGAACCAGGGUAAGAAGGGAGAUGGGGCCCAGAACCAGAGUAAGAAGGGAGAGGGGGCCCAGAACCAGGGUAAGAAGACAGAGGGGACCCAGAACCAGGGUAAGAAGGGAGAUGGGGCCCAGAACCAGGGUAAGAAGACAGAGGGGACUCAGAACCAGGGUAAGAAGGGAGAUGGGGCCCAGAACCAGGGUAAGAAGGGAGAUGGGGCCCAGAACCAGGGUAAGAAGGCAGAGGGAAGCCCAAACCAGGGCAAAAAAGCAGAAGGGGCUCCCAACCAGAGCAAAAAAGGGGAAGGGGCUCCCAACCAGGGCAAAAAUGUAGAGGGAACUCCAAACCAGGGCAAGAAGGCAGAGGGGACCCAGAACCAGGGCAAAAGGGGGGAGGGGGCCCAGAACCAGGGCAAGAAGGGGGAGGGGGCCCAGAAUCAAGGCAAAAAGGGGGAGGGGGCUCCUAACCAGAGCAAAAAGGCAGAUUCUGUUGCUAAUCAGGGCACAAAGGCAGAGACGAACCAGGGGAAAAAGGCAGAGGGGGCCCCCAAUCAAGGCAAAAAGUCAGAGGGAACCCCCAACCAGGGCAAAAAGGCAGAAGGGUCUCCCAACCAGGGCAAAAAGGGGGAUGGGGCUGCCAAUCAAGGUAAAAAGACAGAGUCAGCUCCUAUCCAAGGCAAAAAUACAGACGUAGUCCAGAGCCAAGAGGCACCAAAGCAAGAGGCGCCUGCAAAGAAGAAGUCUGGUUCAAAGAAAAAAGGUGAGCCUGGGCCCCCGGACUCUGACAGCCCUCUCUACCUGCCCUAUAAGACACUGGUCUCCACGGUUGGAAGCAUGGUGUUCAACGAGGGCGAGGCCCAGCGGCUCAUCGAGAUCCUGUCCGAGAAGGCGGGCAUCAUUCAGGACACCUGGCAUAAGGCCACUCAGAAGGGCGACCCCGUGGCGAUUCUGAAACGACAGCUGGAAGAGAAGGAGAAGCUGCUGGCCACGGAGCAGGAAGACGCGGCUGUCGCCAAGAGCAAACUGAGGGAGCUCAACAAGGAGAUGGCAGCAGAAAAGGCCAAGGCAGCAGCCGGGGAGGCCAAGGUGAAGAAGCAGCUGGUGGCCCGGGAGCAGGAGAUCGCAGCUGUGCAGGCGCGCAUGCAGGCCAGCUACCGUGAGCACGUGAAGGAGGUGCAGCAGCUGCAGGGCAAGAUCCGAACUCUUCAGGAGCAGCUGGAGAACGGCCCCAACACGCAGCUGGCCCGGCUACAGCAGGAGAACUCCAUCCUGAGGGAUGCCCUGAACCAGGCCACCAGCCAGGUGGAGAGCAAGCAGAACGCGGAGCUGGCCAAGCUCCGGCAGGAGCUCAGCAAGGUCAGCAAGGAGCUGGUGGAGAAGUCGGAGGCCGCGCGGCAGGAGGAGCAACAGCGGAAGGCCUUGGAGGCCAAGGCAGCUGCCUUCGAGAAGCAGGUCCUGCAGCUGCAGGUGUCUCACAAGGAGAGCGAGGAGGCCCUGCAGAAGCGCCUGGACGAGGUCAGCCGGGAGCUGUGCCGCGUGCAGACCAGCCAUGCCAGCCUGCGGGCGGAUGCCGAGAAAGCCCAGGAGCAGCAGCAGCGGGUGGCUGAGCUGCACAGCAAACUGCAGUCCUCUGAAGCGGAGGUGAAGAGCAAGUGUGAGGAGCUGAGCGGCCUCCACGGGCAGCUCCAGGAGGCCAGGGCGGAGAACUCACAGCUCACGGAGAGGAUCCAGUCCAUCGAGGCCCUGCUGGAGGCGGGCCAGGCUCGGGAUGCCCAGGCCAGCCGAGCAGAAGCAGAGCAGCAGCAGGCCCGCCUCAGGGAGCUGGAGGCCCAGGUGUCUUGUCUGGAGAAGGAGGCCACGGAGCUGAAGGAGGCCGUGGAGCAGCAGAAAGGAAAGAACAACGACCUCCGAGAGAAGAACUGGAAGGCGAUGGAGGCGCUGGCCUCGGCCGAGAGGGCCUGCGAGGAGAAGCUGCGCUCCCUGACCCAGGCCAAGGAGGAAUCGGAGAAGCAGCUCCGCCUAACUGAGGCCCAGACCAAGGAGGCCCUGCUUGCGCUGGUGCCAGAGCUGUCGGGCUCAGCACACCAGAGUUACACCGAGUGGCUGCAGGAACUCCGAGAGAGAGGCCCUGGGCUGCUGAAGCAGCCUCCUGCUGCCACGGAGCCCUCCUCGGACCUGGCCUCUAAGCUGCGGGAGGCCGAGGAGACGCAGAACACACUGCAGGCCGAGUGCGACCAGUACCGCACCAUCCUGGCAGAGACGGAGGGCAUGCUCAAAGACCUGCAGAAGAGUGUCGAGGAGGAGGAGCAGGUGUGGAAGGCGAAGGUGGGCGCCACAGAGGAGGAGCUACAAAAGUCGCGGGUCACCGUGAGACAUCUCGAAGAAGUUGUGGAGAAGCUCAAAGCAGAGCUUGAAAGUUCAGAUCAGGUGCGGGAACACACCUCGCAUCUGGAGGCGGAGCUGGAGAAGCACAUGGCGGCUGCCAGCGCCGAGUGCCAGAACUACGCCAGGGAAGUGGCUGGGUUGAGGCAGCUGCUGCUGGACUCUCAGUCCCAGCUGGAUGCGGCCAAGAGCGAAGCGCAGAAGCAGAGCGACGAACUCGCCCUGGUCAGGCAGCAGUUGAGUGAGAUGAAGAGCCACGUAGAGGAUGGUGACGUAGCUGGGUCCCCAGCUGCUCCCUCAGAGGACCCUGUACAGCUGAAGACGCAGCUGGAGCGGACAGAAGCCGUCCUGGAGGACGAGCAGUCUCGGCGGCAGAAGCUCACAGCUGAGUUUGAAGAGGCUCAGACAGCAGCGUGUCAGCUACAGGAGGAGCUGGAAAAGCUUCGCGCCACCGGCCCCCUGGAGUCCCCAGGCGCAGAGGAAGCCGUGCAGCUGAAGGAGCGACUAGACAAAGAGAAGAAGUUAACAAGUGACCUGGGGCGCGCUGCCACCAAACUGCAGGAGCUUUUGAAGACAACCCAGGAGCAGCUAGCAAAGGAGAAAGACACAGUGAAGAAACUGCAGGAGCAGCUGGCAAAAACAGACGGGAACGGCGCCAAGGAGGGUACCUCCGUCUGAGUCUCCUCUGCCGAAGACCCUACUGUUAACUUUACCAAAAUGCCUUACACAUUCCUUUUACAAGUAAAUCAGCCAACCGCCACAGCGUUCACCAGGCCCACCCUCCAGGGGCUCCGGGAGAAGCCAUCAGAGACGAAGCUUGCAGACUGCCAUUCGUCAAAGAACCUUUGUCUCGGUGGAUAAACACUAUGCCCGCGAGCCCAGCAGCCCUGGAUGAGGGCUGCGCAACUCGGGCAGAUCCUGGGGGUUAGCUGGGAGGCCGGGAGCUCGGAUCUCCAUGGCAAUCAGUGCAAUUGUUGUGUCUCCGCAGUGGGGCGGGAGGCAGCCGGCCCGGGCCAAGUGCUCAGAAGCUGCAGGGCAAACUGGAGGGCCGCAGCCCAGCCCCACUCAGCCUGGCUGCAGCCCCUGACCCCUGCGAGUUGCCAACCGGAACUGGUGUUACCUCCUGGAUGUUAAUGCCAUUAAAACCAACGUUGUUGCCCAG
Messenger RNA from Oryctolagus cuniculus (rabbit), 4941 nucleotides. It is a transcript of the gene RRBP1, whose product is annotated as ribosome binding protein 1. Gene Ontology annotation, cellular component: endoplasmic reticulum membrane. Lineage: Eukaryota; Metazoa; Chordata; Mammalia; Lagomorpha; Leporidae. Gene Ontology annotation, biological process: protein transport. The record is from RefSeq and is a predicted model, not a curated record.